Molecule: messenger RNA, 1354 nt
Organism: Anopheles merus
Lineage: Eukaryota; Metazoa; Arthropoda; Insecta; Diptera; Culicidae
Exons: 2
Coding region: 328-1023 (231 amino acids)
Cellular component (GO): nucleus
Molecular function (GO): zinc ion binding
Source: RefSeq, a predicted model, not a curated record
GAUACAACUUAUGCACAACAUGUUUAUUUCAAUGCAGUUUUACAAAAUCAAUGCAUAUUAUCGAUACACCCUUGAUAUGAUUAGUAAAAACAAUCGUUUUCAAAUAAAUGCACAUGCACUUUCCAAUGCGCCGAGAACUGUUAUACUGGCUGCGUUGCGCGUAGUUGUGUGAAUCGUAUGCACACAUAGAAGGCGAUUGGAUCGAAGUGACAACUUUCACAACAAAACAAAUGGGUGAGCGUAAACUUUGCCAGGGUACAGGAUAGGCUCCAUCGAGUAAAUUAGUUAAGUUGUAUCGAAAGUGGAAAAGAACAACGAUCGCUCACCAUGGGCAGUUUAAUGGAGGCAUGCUGCACUGGUUUUAUAUGCAGGCUGUGUUCAAAGAUGAAUCGCACCGUAAUUUUCAUCUACGGUGCUGAUGGCCUCGAGCACAACUUGCUGGAGAAAAUCAACAACUAUCUCCCAAUACAGAUCAAUGAAGAGGACGAGCUGCCCAAAACUAUCUGCGACGCUUGUAUGGAUAAAAUUCUGCUCCACCAUCGGCUGAUCGAGCAGAUACAGUCGGCGCAGAAACGUUUCGUGAAGCUGCGGGGUGAAGAGCAGGCCCGGAACGCAACGGCUGCCGAGUCGGCCGCAAGCUCCCGGACGUUAUCCGCCGAAUCCACAGCAAGCUCCCGCACCAUGUCGGUCGAUUCCACGGAUGCCGUGGAAGAACCAGCCGAACGAAUACAGCAAAGCAAUGAAACGAACAACGAAACAGUCGAUAACAGUGCGCCCGCCGAGGCGUCGAAUGAGCGAGGAGCGCAGGAGGAGCCCCAGGUGAACGACAGCACCAGCCAAGAUUCGUCAAGCCAAGAGGCAACGAGCAGCAGCAGUGCCGCAAACGAGACAGUCGGUGAAUCGAGUACAAACCGAGAACCAAACGAACCGGGCUCAUCGACCGCCAAAACACCGAAUCGAUUGAAACGCAAGCAGCCAAAUCCGUCCCAUUCGUCCAAGGUGGCCCGUAAACGGUUAGGAUAGGUAGCUUCAAUCCGCGCCCUUUGUUGCUCCACUCCCCUGGCAGGGUCAAACGGGACGACUAGGGGGCUGGGUGGUUGGCAAUGUUUAACAAAAUCUAUAAUACAUUGCACAUAAAAUCUCGUACGGCUAUUAGCUGCAGGCAUGACUGUUAAAUGUUGCCAAUAGCAGCAUUGAAACGCUAAAUAAGAGAAGCAUCCUUUCGUUCUAUUCAACUCGUCAAUAAAUGUAUCGUUUUAAGUCUAGUAAUACAACGUCCUCUAUAAACUCUAACCAUAGUGUGCACGCUACAUUCUGUUUUGUUUUGUGAAUAAAUUAGCUGAUUCGAUUAAUA